Scatophagus argus is the source of this 802-nucleotide messenger RNA. Its product is annotated as gamma-crystallin M2-like. NCBI's taxonomy places the organism in Eukaryota, Metazoa, Chordata, Actinopteri, Scatophagidae. Gene Ontology annotation, molecular function: structural constituent of eye lens. The record is from RefSeq and is a predicted model, not a curated record. The transcript has 3 exons. Gene Ontology annotation, biological process: visual perception; lens development in camera-type eye. Bases 1 to 555 code for a protein of 184 amino acids.
AUGGACCGUGUGGGAAAGACACCAACUGUCCUCUUCCAGAUUGUGUUUUAUGAAGACAAAAACUUCCAAGGUCGCUACUAUGAAUGUAGCACUGACUGUCCCGAGCUUAACACCCACUUCAGCCACUGCAACUCUAUUCGUGUGGAGAAUGGGGCCUGGGUCCUCUAUGAGAGGCCCAACUACUUGGGUUACCAGUACAUUCUGACCAUGGGGGAGUACCCUGAUUACCAGAAAUGGAUGGGCUACAAUGACAGCAUCAGGUCCUGCCGGAUCAUCCGGAACAUCUCUGGCGUGUACAGGAUUCGUGUCUACGAGCGUCCGGACUUUGGUGGUCAGAUGCUGGAGUGCACUGAAGACUUGAGCAACCUGCCUGACCGCUGGCGCCUCCGCGAGAUCCAGUCUGCUCAAGUGAAGGAUGGUGCCUGGGUCUUUUACGAGCUCCCCAACUUCCUCGGGCGCCAGUACCUGCUGGAGAAAGGAGAGUACCGCCGCUUCACAGAGUGGGCAGCCAUGAACCCCAGUGUGGGGUCCUUCCGCCGCAUCCACAGCUUUUAGACUGACUCUCUUUCAGUUCAUGUUUCACAUCGCUGUUCUUUGGAAAUUUAAUAAAAAACAAUUGUGCUCAGUAUGCUUAUCCCUCCAUAUUUUGUGUGCUCAUAGUCAGAGGUGGUUCAAACAGGUAUGAACAGACUCUAGGAAUAAAUUAAAAUAAAUGGGCCUGUCUGAAUGUCUCCCAGUCUGAUCAUUUUUGUUAGACUGCACAAUCACAUAUCCACAUACGCAGCUCUUUGUGGCUUAUGAA